AACGCGAGGCCAAAUAAUUCCUAAUUUUGGGUAAAUAUCUCAAAUUUGCUUAGUUUCACAACUAGAGGACCACAGUUUUCAAUACUACUUUCGUUUCUUAUUCUUCGUAAUUUGCAACAAAGAAAUAUUUUAUAUGAUAAAGGUUGAAAGAUGACUUCCAACCUUCAAUAUCGCGUAAUUCGGCUUUUCGAAGCCAUUCCAAAAUCCAAACUACUCAAAUUGCUGCUCUCACCAGUCACCACGUGGCUCUUAUACCUUCAAGGAAUCUACACAUGCGCUCGGUUGAGAAUUGAGGUUGCUUUGUUGCAUUCCGUCACCUGAGUUUAAGGUGGAUGUACUCUAGCCAAUAACUGAGAUUGAAAUGGUUGCACAGAAGAUGUUUGAUGAAAUGCCUAAAUGAAAUAAUAUUCGCUUUAUUGCUUGGAACGCUUUGAUACGUUGUUUGGUGACUUGAUGUAGGCAGCUUUCCUGAUGAUGAUUCCGUGCUUCGUGUUCUUUCUCUGCGUCCACUCGAACGAGGGCUUGGAUGAAGAAAUAAGCUCAAGGACUAAACUAAGGCGCAUAAGUUAGACAGUUAUAAAGGUCAUUGCAGGGUGUAAUGUAGUGAUUGAUAUAUAUGGAGAAGGUGAGUUCAUUGCCGCAUAAACCGUUAUGUGUUUGGCAAAUGGCAAUGUUGGGUGUUAGAGGAGUAUUAUUCCGGGGAACACGGAUGGUUAUGGAGUUAUGGAGUUUGCAGUGAAUGAGCGCGAGCAUGGCAGCAAUUAGCAAUUCUUUGAGCACUCUCUACGGCAUAUAUAAUAUGUGAGAUAGGUACUAAACUCUUCCACUCGUGUUUAGCGCGUUUUAAGGAUCAGGAUGUUUAAAUUUAUAGCAGAGUACUGUAUGCUAAAACUUAGCUAAUCACCACAUGAUUUCACUUAAACAAGGGGAUACAGAAAGAAAAUGCAUCAGAUGUUGGGAGUUAACAAACAUUAGACAGGUAUUGGAUUAAAAUAAGACGAAUCUUGCAGAUUUUGUAUUGGUUGUUGUAGAACAAUGGAUCCUUCAUAUCUUUUCUUUAAUUGAUAUUAGCUGAAAGUCCACUAUUGAUCGACUCGUUGCCUCGUUGGUUGGCCAGCUGAGAAGAGACAAUGUGAAACAACCCCAAAGGAAAACCAUGUUCUCUCUGAGUCUUACUUAAUUUUUGAUUCCUUUUGUCUUCUGUUUCUUUGGUAUAAAUAGAGCCAAAAGAAUGAGAUAAUCAACAACUCAAAACUUCAAUCUUAUAACUCUAAGCCUCUUAACAAACUUAAAAACAAUAUCAAAAUGGCUUCUAUCCACACUCGAUCUUUCAGUUUCCCCUCAAACUCUCACCCCGUUUCUGAGCAAUUGGAUCAACAAUUAAACAGGUUGAGGUCUUCUCAAGCUGCUUCUACUUCAUCCUUGACCACCAAACUUAGUGGUCUAAAUGAUUUAUACAAAUCAGUUGAAGACUUUCUUCAAUUGCCCCAAAAUCAGAAAACCGUUUCUCAAUCUCAACAAGUAUUGGAUGGAUCUCUAAGACUCAUUGACAUUUGCUCAACAUCUCGAGAUGUCUUGGCAGUGUCAAAGGAACAGAUCCAAAACAUUCAAUCAGUUUUUCGAAGAAGGUGCAGUGGUGAACUUGACAUUACUAAUGAAGUCGCUGAAUACCUAAAAACAAGAAGAGCUUCCAAGAAGACAAUCAAGAAGUGCUUGAAAGAUAUGAAUGCAGUUGAGCCCGUUGCCAUUGAGAGCAUGCUCAAGGAUGUGCAAGCAUUGACUGCUGAAGUCUUUAACUCCUUGUUGUCUUACAUCGGUGGAUCACAGAAGAGUAGCUGGUCUUUCAUUAGCCAAAGAUCUGAGAAGAAAGCAGCAACUUCCUUUGAUGUUGUUGAUGCUCUUCUUGUGAAGAAAGUGAAUGUUGAUAUGUCACAACUAGUUAAUUUAGAGUCAGAAAUUCAAGAAAUUGAUGAAGUUUUGGAAUCAUUGUUUAGGCAUUUGGUGAAGACAAGAUCAACUCUUCUCAAUGUCCUAAGUAACUAGAAUAGAAAUUUAUACUUGUACAAAAAAUUUUGAUCCGUGAAUAUACAUACAAAUGAAU
Molecule: messenger RNA, 2101 nt
Organism: Chenopodium quinoa (quinoa)
Lineage: Eukaryota; Viridiplantae; Streptophyta; Magnoliopsida; Caryophyllales; Amaranthaceae
Exons: 1
Coding region: 1306-2043 (245 amino acids)
Biological process (GO): root development; shoot system development
Source: RefSeq, a predicted model, not a curated record